ACCCCUAUGUUACUCCCUCCUCCUCCUCCUCCGCCGCGUCCGGCCACUCGCUCAGUUCCCACUCCACGCUCCAAGCUGUGGCCUCGCUGUCCUGCGAGAGGCAGCCAGCCCCGCGGCUGCGGCGCGCACACGCGCGCCCCUCUUCUCGCGCAUCCGGCUCUCCCCACUCGCGCGCAUCUCGCGCACGGACACGCGUUCGUUGCCCCUCGCGCGCUCGCGUCUCGGCAGCGGCGGCGGCGGCAGGCGGAUCGCGCAGGGCAGCACCGUAGCGGCCGCCGCGGGCUGGCCAGCUGGCCAUGGAGGCAGAUGGGGCCGGCGAGCAGAUGAGACCGCUACUCACCCGGGUAACGAGCAGGGGUCCUGAUGAAGAAGCUGUUGUGGAUCUUGGCAAAACCAGCUCAACUGUAAACACCAAGUUUGAAAAAGAAGAACUAGAAAGUCAUCGAGCUGUAUAUAUUGGUGUUCAUGUCCCGUUUAGUAAAGAGAGUCGUCGCCGUCACAAGCAUCGUGGGCACAAGCAUCACCACCGGAGAAGAAAAGAUAAAGAAUCAGAUAAAGAAGAUGGACGGGAAUCUCCUUCUUAUGACACACCGUCCCAGAGAGUUCAGUUCAUCCUCGGUACUGAAGAUGAUGAUGAGGAGCACAUCCCCCAUGAUCUCUUCACGGAAAUGGAUGAACUAUGUUAUAGAGAUGGGGAAGAGUACGAAUGGAAAGAAACUGCCAGAUGGCUGAAAUUUGAAGAGGAUGUUGAAGACGGCGGUGACCGAUGGAGUAAACCUUAUGUGGCAACUCUGUCUUUGCACAGUCUUUUUGAGCUAAGAAGUUGCAUCCUAAAUGGAACAGUCAUGCUGGAUAUGAGAGCAAGCACUCUAGAUGAAAUAGCAGAUAUGGUAUUGGACAACAUGAUAGCCUCUGGCCAAUUGGAUGAGUCCAUUAGAGAGAAUGUCAGAGAAGCACUUCUGAAGAGACAUCAUCAUCAGAAUGAGAAAAGAUUCACCAGUCGGAUUCCCCUUGUUCGAUCUUUUGCAGAUAUAGGCAAGAAACAUUCUGACCCUCACUUGCUUGAAAGGAAUGGGGAAGGCCUUUCAGCCUCCCGCCAUUCUUUGCGAACAGGUCUGUCUGCCUCCAACCUUUCAUUGAGAGGAGAAUCACCUUUAUCUCUUCUUCUCAGUCAUCUUCUUCCUUCUUCAAGAGCUGGAACCCCUGCAGGCUCGAGGUGUACAACCCCUGUACCCACCCCUCAAAACAGUCCUCCUUCCAGCCCUAGCAUCAGUCGCCUGACCUCCAGAACUUCCCAGCAGAGUCAGCUUCAGGCCCCAGCACUGCUGGUUUCUCCUGCCAGUGAUGAUAUUCCCACAGUAGUAAUUCAUCCGCCUGAGGAAGACUUAGAAGCGCUGGAAGGCCAGGAGCAGAAGAAUGAGGAAAAUGUUGACAUAACUCCAGGUGUCUUAGCCUCUCCACAGUCUGCACCUGGAAACUUGGACACUGGUAAAAGUGGAGAGACCAAAGGUAAUGGAAGUGGAGGCAGCAGAGAAAAUAGUACUGUAGACUUCAGCAAGGAGUCUGCCUCCUGGCACUGUAGUUGUGGCACACUGGGUGUGGGACUCAAGAGGCCCGCUGUUGAUAUGAAUUUCAUGAGGAAAAUUCCUUCGGGAGCCGAGGCGUCCAAUGUUCUGGUGGGAGAAGUAGACUUUUUGGAAAGACCUAUAAUUGCGUUUGUGAGACUGGCCCCUGCUGUGCUCCUCUCAGGGUUGACUGAGGUCCCUGUCCCUACCAGGUUUUUAUUUCUGUUAUUGGGUCCAGCAGGCAAGGCACCACAGUACCAUGAAAUUGGGAGAUCAAUAGCCACUCUCAUGACGGAUGAGAUAUUUCAUGAUGUGGCUUAUAAAGCAAAAGACAGAAAUGACCUCUUAUCUGGAAUUGAUGAAUUUUUAGAUCAAGUAACUGUCCUACCUCCAGGAGAGUGGGAUCCUUCUAUACGCAUUGAGCCACCAAAAAGUGUUCCUUCUCAGGAAAAGAGAAAGAUUCCUGUGUUUCCCAAUGGGUCCGCCCCCAGCUCGGGUGAGAUUCUUAAAGACGCUGCUCAUCACGCCGGGCCUGAGCUACAGAGGACUGGAAGGCUUUUUGGUGGUUUGAUACUUGACAUCAAAAGGAAAGCACCUUUUUUCUUGAGUGACUUCAAGGAUGCAUUAAGCCUGCAGUGCCUGGCCUCGAUUCUUUUCCUAUACUGUGCCUGUAUGUCUCCUGUAAUCACUUUUGGAGGGCUGCUUGGAGAAGCUACAGAAGGCAGAAUAAGUGCAAUAGAAUCUCUUUUCGGAGCAUCACUAACUGGGAUUGCCUAUUCGUUGUUUGCUGGGCAACCUUUAACAAUAUUGGGGAGUACAGGCCCAGUUUUAGUGUUUGAAAAAAUUUUAUUUAAAUUCUGCAGAGAUUAUCAGCUUUCCUAUAUGUCUUUAAGAACCAGUAUUGGGCUGUGGACUUCUUUCUUGUGCAUUGUUUUGGUUGCAACAGAUGCCAGCAGCCUUGUGUGUUACAUCACUCGAUUUACAGAGGAGGCAUUCGCGGCUCUCAUUUGCAUCAUAUUCAUCUAUGAGGCUUUGGAGAAGCUCUUUCACUUGGGAGAAAUAUAUGCAUUUAAUAUGCACAACAAUUUAGAUAAACUGACCAGCUACUCAUGUGUAUGCAUUGAACCUCCUAACCCUAGCAAUGAAACUCUGAACAUGUGGAAGAAAAAUAAUAUAACAGAACAUGACAUCACCUGGGGGAAUCUCACUGUUUCUGAAUGUAAAGCCUUUCAUGGUGCAUUUGUAGGAUCAGCUUGUGGUCUUCAUGGGCCUUAUAUUCCAGAUGUGCUCUUUUGGUGUGUUAUCUUAUUUUUCACAACAUUUUUUCUGUCUUCAUUCCUCAAGCAAUUUAAGACCAAGCGCUAUUUUCCUACCAAGGUGCGAUCGACAAUCAGUGACUUUGCUAUAUUUCUCACAAUACUAAUAAUGGUUGCAAUUGACUACCUUGUAGGAGUUCCAUCUCCUAAACUUCACGUUCCUGAAAAAUUUGAGCCUACUGAUCCAAAUAGGGGCUGGAUCAUAAGCCCAUUGGGAGAAAAUCCUUGGUGGACUUUAUUAAUAGCUGCUAUUCCGGCUCUGCUUUGUACCAUCCUCAUCUUUAUGGAUCAACAAAUUACAGCUGUAAUUAUAAACAGAAAGGAGCACAAACUGAAGAAAGGCGCUGGCUAUCACCUUGACUUGCUUGUGGUUGGUGUUAUGUUGGGAGUUUGCUCUAUCAUGGGGCUCCCAUGGUUUGUGGCGGCAACCGUGUUGUCCAUAAGUCAUGUCAACAGCUUAAAACUUGAAUCUGAAUGCUCUGCUCCAGGGGAACAGCCCAAGUUUUUGGGAAUUCGUGAACAGCGGGUCACAGGGCUAAUAAUUUUUAUUCUAAUGGGCCUGUCUGUGUUCAUGACUUCAGUACUAAAGUUUAUUCCAAUGCCUGUUCUAUAUGGUGUUUUCCUUUAUAUGGGAGUUUCCUCAUUAAAAGGAAUCCAGUUUUUUGACCGUAUAAAAUUAUUUGGAAUGCCUGCUAAGCAUCAGCCUGAUCUGAUAUACCUCCGAUAUGUGCCACUCUGGAAGGUCCAUAUUUUCACAGUCAUUCAGCUCACUUGUCUGGUUCUUCUGUGGGUGAUAAAAGCUUCAGCUGCUGCAGUAGUUUUUCCCAUGAUGGUUCUUGCAUUGGUCUUUAUACGUAAACUCAUGGAUCUGUGUUUCACAAAGAGAGAACUUAGCUGGCUUGAUGAUCUCAUGCCAGAAAGUAAGAAAAAGAAGGAAGAUGACAAAAAGAAAAAAGAGAAAGAGGAAGCUGAACGAAUGCUUCAAGCUGAUGAUACGGUGCAUCUUCCGUUUGAAGGGGGAAGUCUCUUGCAAAUUCCCGUGAAGGCCCUAAAAUAUAGUGUUGAUCCCUCAGUUGUUAACAUAUCAGAUGAAAUGGCCAAAACUGCACAGUGGAAGGCACUUGCCAUGAAUACUGAGAAUGCCAAAGUAACCAGAUCUAACACGAGCCCUGAAAAACCUGUGAGUGUGAAAAUAAAUAUCGAAGAUGAAUCAACAAAGAAAUACAUGGAUGCCGAAACUUCAUUAUAGAAUUGAGCCAAGAGGAAUUUUAUAUAUAGAUAUACAGAUACAUAUAUAUAUGUAUAUAUACAUAUACAUAUAUAUAUGUAAAAUGUGUAUUUCAUGUCACUAUACAUAACAAUAUUGUACAUCAUGCUAUUUAUGCGUGACCACUGGGUUUUUUAAGUAGUGUCUGAAGUUUGUUAGGAGCGCCAUGGAAACUGUGUAUAUAAUGAAAUGGUCUUUUCGAAGUGAGGUACAUGGUUCUUGCUAUUCAAAUAUUUAUUCUGUUGAAAACAUUUUUUCUGUUCUGAAAUAGAAAGAUGUGGGGAAAUGCAUUCAAUCACUUUGAAUCUGUGCGUUCAUCAGCGACAAUUCAUACCAACCUUAAGUGAUAUAUACUUUGUUCAUAUAUUUAUAAUUUUAACUUGAGUUUCUAAAAACUUUCACAUAUUAUUUCACUUCUAUUAGUACUUUGUGGUAAGAACAGGGAGUCUUUAUGCCAAUGCUGUGGGACAAAUGAUAGCAUGUCAUGGCUUUCCUUUGUGUGGGUUUCAUUUAUGUAUAAUAGAUGUCCAUCGGCUUUAAUAAGUGAUGGAAAUUUUUUAGCUACAGAGGUAGAACAAUGGAAACUUUCUAGAUAAGAACUAUAGUUUUGACCUUUUUGUUUAAAAAUUUGUUUUAAAUCUUAAAACCUCCACAUCUAAGUUUCCAUUCAGACGGACAAGUAAAAUUGCAGAUGAUUUUAUAAUUUAACACCCAUACCAGUCAUAAUUUUGUGAAUUUUAGAAGCUAUAAAAUGCCAAUUUACAAUAGUUAAAUUUUGUUGCCUUUGUAGAAAUUUUUUCUGAAAUCUAAUACUUUAUUAAGAGUCCAGAAUGCCUACUCUGUUAUCUGCCUUGCUGUCUUUUACUUAAAAUGUGGUUUAGUUUGUAUCAGGUUCAAGUUUUUGAUUAUUUUUCUAUUAGUACGAUUUAGAAAGUAGUAAGAUUUAAUAAUCAGGAGUCAGAAUUCUCUUAAAUGGGUUUGUGAUCAGUAUUACUUUAUUCUAUUAAGAAUUACCUUCAUUUUCUAUUUACGAUAUUCUUUCUAUUGUAUAGAUAAUAUUUAAUAGAUUGUAUCUGUGAUUUCAUUUUAAAAUAUUUUAUUUAUUUUAAUUGAUGCAAUGCUUAAAUAUUAUAUAAACAUUUGAAGAGGUAACAAAUAUAAAGUAAAUUGUUCAUGUGAAUAGUUGGUGCUCACUUGCAUUUAUGGUUUAUUAUCUGAAAGCAGUUGACAGAUUUUACAUCUUUGAUAUAAAGCACUGCCAUAUUUGUAUUUUAAAAGGAAUUUAGACAUUUUAUGUAUAGCUCAGAUUGAUGGCAUUCUUUCUAUUUUGUGUUAAUAUUUGUUAUUUAGCUUUUGCUUUUCUGAGCUGUCUUUAACUUCUAGCAACAUUUUUAGUCAUCUUUUAUAUACUCUUAGCUCCACAUGAAAUAAAUAAACGUUGUUCUUGUUAAGCCUGUAGGACUGGAUAUAUGGGGUUGUGAAACUAAUUUGGCAAGAGGAUAAUUUAAUAGAAAUGAAAUGAAUAUUGAGAAGCCACAGAAAUAUUGACAGUAGUGACCAUGGAUAUUAGGAUGAAAAUUUCAGUGCUCCCUAUAAUCAUUUAUAAUUAAAGUACAAAAGUAUGAAGAAUUGUUUUAAUAGAGGAUUGUGAGAAAUGACAAACACUGGUAUUUUAGCAAUUCUGGUGUUUUUAAUCCGUUCUAAACUAUGUAAUAAUUAAUGUAAUUUCCCCAUCUGAGACUGUAUUUUCAGACUCUAGUUCAAAUAACAGAUUCAACUUCUGUCUCAGAUGGGAGGUUACAACUGUAGCUACUUUUACUUAGAAAAUAAUGCUGGCAUCGUCUGGUACUGCCGAAGAAAAGAGUUAGACUCUAUUGGCCUUUGAUAAUAGAGUAUUUCCAUGGUGCUUGUUACUAUUUAUGAGCUUCCAUUGAAGUGAUUCCUUUUUAUUCAUAGCAGCAUAAUCAUUUCCAAAGACCACAGUAUUUGCUGCUAUAUUUUGUAAACUCCCCUGAUGUACCUCAACAGGAGGAUUUCCUCACAUCAUUUCCUUGUGUCUGGACAUCAUAGGGAUUAACAAAUGUGCUUAAUUUUUAGGAAGUGAUUUUAAAAUUUAAACUGAAAACUACCUGAGAUCAUAGUGUUUCUGUGAUUUUAUUUAAUUAUGUAUAGUAAUUGUCCAGUGCCAGAAAAAGCAUUACUUGCAAAAUACGUUGCACUCAAAAUGUUUUUAGUAUGUUUUUAAUUGUGAAUGGUUUCUGCUUUCUUUGACUACUUGACAUACAAAAUGAUUUCAUAUGACUACUCCAUUGAAGAGCAAAGGUAACUGAUGUUUAAGUAAUUAACUGCUUGUUGUAUGUGGUUAUGAUAUUAUUCCACUGUUUUCAAAAAAUAACAAUCAUGCAUAAUAUUCAUUGCAAGACAGUGAAACAUAUAAUUUACUACAUAUAUUGAUUUUUUAAAUAUUGCCUUAAAUAGGUGGAAAAGAGCAGUAGUAAUUGCUGUGUACUGAUUUACCUCAAGGUGCAAAAGAAUCAAACCUGUACAUAUUCCAUUUGCAAAAUAAAUUCAUAUAAACAGCCCUGCACUUUCUUAGAUGCCUUGGUUUCCAGAAUGGAGCUUAGUGCUACUGAAUACCCUGGCCACAGUGCCACCUCAGGAUAUUCUUCUCUCCACCCAAUUUUAUUUAUUUAUAGAUGUCUGUUUACAAAGACUAGAAGAAAUCCCGAUGUUGACCAUCUGAAAUUUACUUUUUUUUUAAUGCUAUUUCACUUUAAGAUAGCAGCUUUUGAGGAAACAAUGAACUAACUUCCUUAUGAUAAAAGGAUGAUUCUGUAUUUCUCUAAUAAUAAGACAUAUGAUGAAGUGAAGCACACAAACUUUCUAAUGGGUGUGUGUAUGUGUGUGUCUGUGUGUGUGUCUGUGUGUCUGUUUAAAUGAUUUAUGAAAUCGUAAAUCUCUUAAGUUUAAAAAAGCUGUGGAGUAUCAAUGUCCACAUUUGCCAAGUCUGUAAAAAAUGGACAACAUUUUUUAUGUGCGAAUGCAUGUAUUUAUAAAGCAGAUUUUGUUACUAUUCAGAAUUAACUUUUGCUUUUUUUCAUCCAAAACACAUUUCUGUUUUUUCCACAUACUUAAAAUGUAUGUAUGUAUAUAAUAGCUUUCUAACUUUUUUGCUUUUGCAAAGACAGUUUCAAAAUUCUGUAAAAAGAAAAAUGGUUUCUGAAACUGAGGUAUGACACCAGAGCUUGCUGUUUUUUAAGGAUUAUAUCAUGUACAUCAGUUCUAUAAAUGUGCUCCACAAUUUUACAUGUGAAUCCUGUUUUAAAGUGCUCAGAUUUCAGACAUGUAUGCCAUUGAUAUAACAUUGUAAUUAAAAAAUGUUUAAUGUUUUAAAUUUAUUUAUGUAGAUCACAUCAUUGUUAUCAUAUGCAGUUCAAAUAUGUGAAGUGUCUUGGUUUAGUCCAACAAUUAUUUAUUUUUUAGAAAGUAAACUUAAAGACUUUAAGGACAUUCAAAAUCUAAAAUAGUUUCAAAAUUCAGCAAUUUGGCAAUUUGAAUGUAAAGUUGGUUCUUUUUUUAACUUUGCAAAAAGUAAUAUAAGUAUCAAUAAUAGGAAAAUCUAGUUGGAAAUGGAAUCAUCUAAAGAUCAUUGAAAAAAAUUAAUUAGCACAUAUUGAAUUCUACAAUUAACUUAGAAAAAUUAUUAAACCCUAGUUGUUUUUUUAAUCAGAUUUUUGUGCAUUGAUUGUUGUGGCUUUUUUUUGUUGCUUUAAUAUUAAAUUUUUUUGUUUUGUAGGGGAGGUUAUUUUCCCAGUGUGUACUAUGUUUAAGUAAAUAGAAAUUGAAUUUUGUUCAUUUAUAUAAUAUUUGAUAGGUUGGUAUAUAAUUUUACAGUACAGUUCUAAUUUUUAUGACUUUUAUAAUUACAAUGACAAUAUUUUCUUUUGUAAUAAAAUCCAAAGUAAAUUAAACAUUUAAAACAGAACUGAUAUUUUUCAUUUAUAUGGAGUACAAGUCUCUACCAAGUCUAUAAUGUGAAUGAUCCUACCUUUCAAAUUUGUUCAUAAUUGUUAGAAGAAAACUAUAUUUUGGAGAUGUUACUGAAGUUGAAAGAGCAAUAAAAGUCUACUGAAUUAGUUGUUGGA
Hipposideros armiger (great roundleaf bat) is the source of this 8293-nucleotide messenger RNA. It is a transcript of the gene SLC4A7, whose product is annotated as solute carrier family 4 member 7. Gene Ontology annotation, biological process: monoatomic anion transport; regulation of intracellular pH; bicarbonate transport. The record is from RefSeq and is a predicted model, not a curated record. Lineage: Eukaryota; Metazoa; Chordata; Mammalia; Chiroptera; Hipposideridae. The transcript has 27 exons. Gene Ontology annotation, cellular component: apical plasma membrane; basolateral plasma membrane; plasma membrane. Gene Ontology annotation, molecular function: solute:inorganic anion antiporter activity; sodium:bicarbonate symporter activity; monoatomic anion transmembrane transporter activity. The coding region runs from base 297 to 4130 and encodes 1277 amino acids.